This is a messenger RNA of Magallana angulata, 2006 nucleotides long. Its product is annotated as cyclin-dependent kinase 1-like. Gene Ontology annotation, biological process: protein phosphorylation; G2/M transition of mitotic cell cycle; mitotic G2 DNA damage checkpoint signaling. NCBI's taxonomy places the organism in Eukaryota, Metazoa, Mollusca, Bivalvia, Ostreida, Ostreidae. The record is from RefSeq and is a predicted model, not a curated record. The transcript is spliced from 8 exons. Gene Ontology annotation, molecular function: cyclin-dependent protein serine/threonine kinase activity; RNA polymerase II CTD heptapeptide repeat kinase activity; ATP binding. The coding region runs from base 108 to 1016 and encodes 302 amino acids. Gene Ontology annotation, cellular component: nucleus.
UUUGAACCCCAAACCGAAACGCGUGUUGUUAUUGGUUAAUUCAAAAACAGCGGUAUUUCUGAAGAAAUUGAUGAGAACUUUAGAAUAAUAAUAAAAGUGAAAGAAACAUGGAAGACUACAUAAAGAUUGAGAAAAUUGGGGAGGGAACAUAUGGUGUGGUUUACAAAGGAAGAAACAAGAAAUCUGGUCGGUUGGUUGCCCUGAAAAAGAUUCGUUUGGAGUCCGAAGAGGAAGGGGUUCCUUCCACUGCAAUCAGAGAAAUCUCUCUGUUAAAGGAGCUACAGCACCCAAAUAUUGUAUGUCUGGAAGAUGUGUUGAUGCAGGAAAACAAGCUGUAUCUGGUGUUUGAGUUUUUGUCCAUGGAUUUGAAGCGUUAUAUGGACACCAUUCCUAAUGGACAGUUUAUGGACAAAAUGCUUGUCAAGAGCUACCUGUACCAGAUCAUGCAGUCCAUCCUGUUCUGUCACCAGAGGAGGGUCCUCCAUCGGGAUCUAAAGCCACAGAAUCUGUUGAUCGACAACAAAGGAGUCAUCAAACUGGCAGACUUUGGAUUGGCCAGGGCUUUUGGAAUUCCUGUCAGAGUCUAUACUCAUGAGGUUGUGACGCUAUGGUACAGAGCCCCUGAAAUUCUGCUGGGGAGUCAGAGAUACUCCACCCCAGUAGAUAUUUGGAGCGUGGGGUGUAUAUUUGCCGAAAUGAUGACAAAACGACCAUUGUUUCAUGGAGACUCAGAAAUUGAUCAGCUAUUUAGAAUAUUCAGGACAUUGACAACGCCCACAGAUGAAACCUGGCCAGGAGUGACCUCAUUACCCGACUAUAAACCCACCUUCCCCAACUGGAAAACAAACCAGCUUGCUAGUGCUGUCCAGAGGUUGGACAACACAGGGCUGGAUCUCCUACAGCAAAUGUUGAUAUAUGAUCCAGCAAACAGGAUAUCUGCCAAAAAGGCACUGAAUCAUAUUUACUUUGCAAACCUCGACAAGUCAGCCCUACCGGCCUCCACCAUCACGAGUUAGGAGUCCUUCCUACAAUCUUCACAAACUAGGAGUCCUUCCUACAGCCUAUCAUCUCAUCACUAGGACCAAACACACUGACUUGUCAUCUUCACUGCUCACUUUUAGCUCCUGUAUUUGUUACAUGUAUUGUGCAUCCCACCCAAACAUAAAAUCUACUUAACUCUGUUGCUUGAAAUAGGUAUAUAUAUGUACCACUACAAACUGCUGUAAGGGCAGUUAUAGUCGGUCAUUCUACUAGUGCUGUGAACAUUUUAUUUGUCUGAGUUUAUUGUCAUUAGUUAGGAUUUUAAAAUGGUAUUUGAACAGUGAAGAAAGGACAAUAGACAUUAUAUGAACAAUGUAUAAAUAAUAUGAGUGAAAACAUAAUGUUGCAGUGUUGGAUUGCUCAGGUUUUUCUGCUCGUUCAUUAGUUUUAUUUUAUAUUUGUCUGACUGAAUGAGCGUCAACCAAAUCUAUAAUCAUGCCGUGAUUAUGUUUUUGAAUAUUAAUCACAAUCAUAUGCUGUGCAAAAUGUUUAAGUAGAAAGCCUUGAGUGUAUAGACUUGUGUUAAAUGUGAAAUUGAAUGAGAAAUAUGUUGUUUAUUGUAUAAGAUACUGCACAGUCCACUACUCUAUUUUUCUUUCUAGUCUUCUCUCUGUCUUCUAACUUAUUGUAAUAAUUUAAUGGGAUAUUGAAGUGCUGUCAAAUGAAAAAAGAAUAAGUUGAGGUCAAGGUGAGACCUGACUGAGUAUUGAUUCUGAAUUAAAUAUAAAAAUCAUAUAUACCAUAAUUUUGAUCAAGUCAAUGGUUUAUGUUGUGAGAAACUUCCUCCUUUAAUAAUCCAUCCACCAAUUGUGUUCAUUUUAGAUGUUGUUUUGGUACAUUGUGUAUUACAUGUAGAUAGCUUUCUCUUCAUAUACUGUGUUACAUUUAUAGUGAACAAACUUUUUAAAAAUGCAAACACAACAUUUCAAUUAAGGCCAUACAAUAAAAAAAAUAGUAAAAAGCUA